Molecule: messenger RNA, 402 nt
Organism: Babjeviella inositovora NRRL Y-12698
Lineage: Eukaryota; Fungi; Ascomycota; Pichiomycetes; Serinales
Exons: 1
Coding region: 54-302 (82 amino acids)
Source: RefSeq, a predicted model, not a curated record
GAUAAAUGGUGACUGAUUCUCAUGCUCGGUUAUUGUCUGCCUCCUAGCUGCAUAUGUUUUUUCACCUCGUGCUUGUGGCCAAGUGCAUGUCCAUCUGCAACGAAACGCUUAUUUUUAGCCUUGGCACCCAAUCUCCGGUGAUAAACGUGCACUGGCAUCCUGUAAUUAUAAGUACCGCGAGAAUUUUUCACUCUCUCGUACCUCAGUGGUUCAAAGGUAAGGGCUCAGAUAUAUUUAAACCGUUAAUCCAAGCGCAAACGCUCGGAAUUUACGAUCUGUUGUACGAAAAGCUCAACAUGUGACACUUAAAUGACGGUAUAUAAUAUCACCCGAUAAAUAAUUGUGUAGGAAAAACUUUCCCCAAAGGCCAGCAGUGUCAGUGGUACAACUCUGUCGCUAUCC